AUGGAAAGAAACAGGGGGUGGAAGAAGACUACAGGAGCGGAAAGAACCAGGGUGGAAAGACUACCAGGGAGUGGAAAGAAGAGAAAGAAGACAACCAGGAGCAGGAGCGGAAAGAAGACGGAAAGACAACAGAGCGGAAAGAAGACUAAGGGGUGGAAGAAGACAACAACCAGGAGCAGGAAAGGAAAGAAGACACAGGGCGGAAAGAAGACAGCCAGGGCGGAAAGAAGACACCAGGGCGGAAAGAAGACACCAGUGGAAAGAAGACAGCCAGGGGUGGAAAGAAGACAACCAGAGCGGAAAGAAGACAGCCAGGGGUGGAAAGAAGACUACCAGGGAAGAAGACCAGGAGCGGAAAGAAGACUACCAGGAAAAGAAGACUACCAGGGAAGAAAGAAAGGGAAGAAGACAACCAGGAGAGGAAAAGAAGACAGCCAAACGGAAAGAAGACAAUACCAGGGGUGGAAAGAAGACACCAGGGCGGAAAGAAGACACCAGGAGCGGAAAGAAGACAGCCAGGGGUGGAAAGAAGGAAGGGGUGGAAAGAAGACUACUCAGGGAGACAGCCAGGGGAAAGAAGACAGCCAGGGCAGGAAAGGAAACUACCAGGGGUGGAAAGAAGACAGCCAGGAGGGAAGAGACAGCCAGGGUGGGAAAGAAGACUACCAGGGGUGGAAAGAAGACAGCCAGGGGUGGAAAGAAGACAGCCAGGAGUACCAGGGGUGGAAAGAAGACAACCAGGAGCGGAAAGAAGACAGCCAGGAGCGGAAAAAGACAGAGAAAGCGGAAAGAAGACUACCAGGGGUGGAAAGAAGACAAGCCAAAGAAGAGGAGCGGAAAGAAGACAGCCAGGAGCGGAAAGAAGACUACCAGGGUGGAAAGAAGACAGCAACCAGGGCGGGAAAGAAGACAGCCAGGAGCGGAAAGAAGGAGCCGGAAGAAGACUACCAGGGGUGGAAAGAAGACAAGCCAGGAGCGGAAAAAGACAGCUAG
Homarus americanus (American lobster) is the source of this 993-nucleotide messenger RNA. Its product is annotated as cylicin-2-like. The transcript has a single exon. The record is from RefSeq and is a predicted model, not a curated record. NCBI's taxonomy places the organism in Eukaryota, Metazoa, Arthropoda, Malacostraca, Decapoda, Nephropidae. The coding region runs from base 1 to 993 and encodes 330 amino acids.